AUGCGAGCACUAUUUUUGCUCUACUACUUAAUUGUUCAAAUAACAAUUAUUUACGGUUUUAAUCAAUAUUUGGGUUGUUUUAUUGAUCAUAUUGACAAUCAUGAUCUGGAAAUAUUUAUUGGUAAUUAUAAACAUUUAACUUCUAAACAAUGUAUUUUUGCUUGUCAAAAACAAAAUUAUCAGUAUGCAGCCAUACAACAUGGUAGUGAAUGUCGUUGUGGACAACAAUAUGGAAAAUAUGGUCAAGUAUCAGAUGAUCAAUGCCAUUAUUCAUGUAUAACAUCUGAAAAAUGUGGUGGUGAUAAUCGAAGUAGUGUUUACAGUGUUAUUAACUCGAUUGGUUUAUCGAAAUCAGGUAUUUUUUGA
Messenger RNA from Rotaria sp. Silwood1, 366 nucleotides. The record is from the annotation of a GenBank genome assembly. Lineage: Eukaryota; Metazoa; Rotifera; Eurotatoria; Philodinida; Philodinidae.